AUGUCGUACGAAAGCAGCAGCAACAACGCAGCAGAAGCAAGUGGCACCGUUAGCUACGCACUCUAUUUGCAUCGCCUAGAGCUGCAACGCCCAAAUCGGCGCCUCAUGUGUGUGGCCAACACCAAACUGCAGUUGACAAAUGAGCUCAUCUCGCAAACGCACAGGCAAUGGAUGGCUGGAAGGAUGCUCUGCAGCUAUCAGGAACGCAGCGCACUAAAUCGCGAGCUUCAAUACAGAGACAUAUUGAGGCGCAACAUGGUGUCGCAUCUGGAAAGGCAGCAACAAAGCAGACGCGAACGUUUUCAAAUGAAGGCCCAUCAGGAAGACGAGUGGCAUUGGCCUGACCCGUCCUCGCACAUCUAA
Scaptodrosophila lebanonensis is the source of this 363-nucleotide messenger RNA. RefSeq lists its product as uncharacterized. The transcript has a single exon. Lineage: Eukaryota; Metazoa; Arthropoda; Insecta; Diptera; Drosophilidae. The record is from RefSeq and is a predicted model, not a curated record. The coding region runs from base 1 to 363 and encodes 120 amino acids.